Morchella sextelata is the source of this 306-nucleotide messenger RNA. RefSeq lists its product as uncharacterized. The record is from RefSeq and is a predicted model, not a curated record. The coding region runs from base 1 to 306 and encodes 101 amino acids. Lineage: Eukaryota; Fungi; Ascomycota; Pezizomycetes; Pezizales; Morchellaceae. The transcript has 5 exons.
AUGAGUGCAACACUUGAGGAUUCACAUUUGUUUUUAUCUGAAGGUUCUCAACAUCCCUCUCCUCCCGGCCUCAGAAGCAAGGAAUUUCAAUUCGAGGACUUAUGCUUAAGCGCCCGCAAUAAGGCAACGGUGAACAGGGCUAGGUAUGUAUCCACAGUAACUACCGUUAGUUUGAGUGGCUCACGCCGUAGUUUUGUCUGCUUCCAUCAUAAGAGACCGGUCUCUUCCAGUGGAAUAAAAGACGACACGCACAGCUGGAAGUGGGCCCUGAAAAUUGAGAAGGCACUCUGCAAAGACGUUAGCUAG